This is a messenger RNA of Lytechinus pictus (painted urchin), 1867 nucleotides long. RefSeq names its product G-protein coupled receptor GRL101-like. NCBI's taxonomy places the organism in Eukaryota, Metazoa, Echinodermata, Echinoidea, Temnopleuroida, Toxopneustidae. Gene Ontology annotation, cellular component: plasma membrane. The coding region runs from base 1 to 1830 and encodes 609 amino acids. The record is from RefSeq and is a predicted model, not a curated record. The transcript is spliced from 8 exons. Gene Ontology annotation, biological process: activation of adenylate cyclase activity; hormone-mediated signaling pathway; adenylate cyclase-activating G protein-coupled receptor signaling pathway. Gene Ontology annotation, molecular function: G protein-coupled peptide receptor activity; protein binding.
AUGUACUACUAUAACGGUCAGCAUAGAUCAGUCUGUGUAAGCUUCUUGGAUAGAAAUAACGCUGAUGUUGUCUGCAGAAGUCUGGAAUUAGGAAGAGCACUUCACGUUCCCGUAUACCAUAUUCCUGAUGGCAGUCAUGACGGUGUUACACUCGACCGUGUAGAAUGCACGGGAAAUGAAUCCAGACUGUUCGAUUGCCCUGGCGUAGGUAUCGGAUCUGAAAAUGAAUGCAAUGUGUCCGAAGCUUCUCGAGUCAUGUGUUCCGGAGGAGACGUUUGCGUGGCCGGCUUGUGCCACCAUCAAAUCCAGGGAUACGGAUGCCGAUAUCUUGAACCAAUAUCAGCAUUGUCGAUGAACAUCAGUCCUAGUCAAGAGCGAAUAAUUAACUUUACUUUACAUAUAGGUCACUGCUAUCAGUAUGAACACAGGAACGGUGGAGGUGGACCAUUUAUUUUACGUUGUCUAAACAUUUCAAGCAAUGACAUAAGACACCUAGCUAAAGAAGACUUCCGGGAUCUAAGUACUCUCUACUUUCUUGAUAUAAGCAACAAUCCAAUAGUUCAGAUUGAUCCUGGUGUAUUCUUGAACACUGCUCAUCUUGAGUUUAUUUUCAUGGUGGAUUUACAACUACAUUCGAUCAAAAGGAACGUUCUUACCGGAUUAACUUCUUUGAAGGCUAUAUCAACAUCCGAUAACAGGCUAUGUUGUCUCCUUGAUGAAAGGGAGAACGUAACAUGUGCCAGGACGUCUCCAACGAGUCCUCUUGAGACCUGUGGAAGGCUUUAUCCGAGCGUCGUCUUAAGAAUUGCCGGCUGGAUCAUUGGUCUAACCUCCCUGGUCGGAAACCUGACAGCAUUGAUUCUACGCGCUCGUCAGGAACAACUCACAGUCCAAACACUGUUAAUCAUGAACUUGGCCGUAGCAGAUUGCCUCAUGGGUAUCUACAUGAUUAUCAUCACAUCGGUAGACAUCUAUUUCGGCAACCUCUACUUCUUGAGUGCACCACUUUGGCGUCAAUCGUAUUUGUGCAAAUUUUCGAGUUUCCUCGCCUUUCUAUCAAGCGAAUGCUCCGUGUUUACACUAGCAAUAAUGACAGUUGAUCGAUUCAUCUGUAUCUUAUUUCCAUUCAGUGUAUAUCGUUUGACCGUUAAGUCAGCAGGUACUGCCAUGAUCUUCCUGUGGUUGGUCAUGUGCAUUCUUAGCAUCAUACCGAAUUUAGUUCCUGCUGAUUUACCUGGGUUUUAUGGACUAUCUGAUGUUUGUGUUGGGUUGCCACUACACGCCGAGUCUGAAGAGAUUGGAAGGCUUGAGUAUAUAGAUGAGAGAGGAAAUGAUAAAUUUCAGAUCGAGUAUGUAGUUGAAGAGCGCACAGUGCGUCCAUCCUGGCUUUACGCCAUUAUAACAUUCAUCGGUGUGAACAUGUUUCUGUUCAUGGUUAUAUUGGUAUGCUAUAUCAUGAUGUUUAUACAGGUAAUGAGAUCAACCCAGUCAGUAGCAAACGCUGCUUUGCGUAAUCGAGAAAUCAAAGUUGCUAGAAAAAUGGCAUUCAUCGUAGGAACGGAUUUUGCCUGUUGGAUGCCAAUCAUUAUCAUGGGUAUCCUCACACAAUCCGGUCUGGUUGUACUACCGACAUCCCUCUAUGCUUGGAGUGUGAUAUUCAUCAUCCCAAUCAACUCUUCAAUCAAUCCAAUUCUGUACACUUUCGUGAAUUAUAUCGAGAACAAGAAAAAAACACAGCAAGUGAAAACCAAUUCUAAAGGGGAUGGUAGAACAACAAAAAAUGCGAGUGUAAAUGACACCUCAUUGACCGAAAUUAAUGUUUAUCAAUAAAAUGGUUAUCUAUAAUGGACAUGUCAUAAAUACCAGA